Molecule: messenger RNA, 5238 nt
Organism: Schistosoma spindalis
Lineage: Eukaryota; Metazoa; Platyhelminthes; Trematoda; Strigeidida; Schistosomatidae
Source: the annotation of a GenBank genome assembly
UUUUUGGAUGUGUUUAACGAUACAGAUCAUUAAUGGGGAAAGGUCCCAUAGUAUCCCUGAGAUAUAUUUAUGGCAGACGAAAUCCAAUUAUUUUCUCGCUUGAGAAUUGAUUUUACCACUGGUAUCAUCAAUAUAAAUGUUGGAAUCGCACUUUUGCCAAAUUCAACCGAAUUCAUCAUACUAUACAUUUCCAUUCCAUCUGCAGUAAUCAUAACAUCGUCCGCUGAUAGCGGCCCAGAUUUCUCACGUUCAUCAUCAAUUACCUCCUUAAAAUUACCGAACUGUACAAUUAUUACUCAUUUGAAUGAUAAACUAUUUGACUACUUAAAUAUCAAUAAAACUGCUUUAUUCUUAAAUCAGUAAUUAAUCAACAAUGGCCAAUCAAUAUUAUUAGUAAUAAACAGUAUACUUUCUACCCAUCAAUACACUAUUGUAAGUUCCAUGCAUUCUGUCACUGAAAUAAAUAAUUCUGCCGAGAUCCACACUUAUUUGUCAACAUUGAAAUCGACAUCCACCGUCUCCUCCUCGUCAUUAUCAUCCCCUUCGGAGACAAAUUUAAAUAACAGUGAUUUGCAUAAAUUUUGCUUAGAUGAAAGUUAUCCACCAUCAUCUCAAAUUUUCAAUCCAAUCUUAAAUAACACACUAUCGUUAUCUGUUACUAGUCGUAACAGUUACGUAAAUAAAAUCUCAUCAUCUCAGUGUAAUAAUGGCAACUCAGAAUGUUUAAUCCAUCAUGAUCAUAACCCACAACUACAUCAAAAUUAUGCAGGAUUUAUCGAAGACCAUUAUGGAUUUUUUUGUAUCUGUCGUAAUUGCGAAAUAAAUCAUUUGAUAGACCCAAUCAAUACUUCAUUUGUUAUUAAUGAUGAGAAAACAUUAUCACAAUCAAUAGUUUCCUCAACAUUAUCAUCAAUUGGACUAGCCUACUUACCAGUCUCAUCACAAUUGAAUAGUAAUAAUAUUAACGAUGAUGAACAACGGGGAGCUAUAGAACAAACAAAAACUUUUUUAAAACGUUUUCAAAACUUCAUUACACAUUCAGUAAGAAGAAAAUCGAAUCGAUUAUUAAAAAAUUAUGAUGAGAAUAUCGGUACUUGUGAUGAUCAUAAUAGUUUUUAUACCAUAGAAGGUUCUAUUGUAAGUAAAUCUCAUUUAAUAAGUUAUCAUAAAAAACGUAGUAAAUCAUUACGUACUAUAUCGAAUUGUGUACAGUCGAUUACAUCACCAUCGAAACGCUCAUUAAAUAAUGAUAAUAAUAAUAAUAAUAAUAGUGGUAUACAACAAAAACAUGAUAGAAUAAAAAUGCCGCAUUAUUUGCAUGAUGAUAUACACUCUGAUAAACAUUUUACACAUUCUAAUACAAAAAAGUCGACAUGCCACCAUUUUGUGUUAGUGAGUAGAGCAGUGGAGAAGUUUAUUUCGAAUUUGAAUCAAGCAUUGAAUUGUUUAGUUGAUAAUAGGAAUACUACUACUAAUACAUUUGUUAAUAGUAAUUGUAACCCAUCACAUCAUUUGUAUGGACCAUUUAAGCAAUUACUGAUGGAAUUAGCCAUUGUUUUGCAAUGUAAACAAUUUAACAGAGAUUUUGUUAAAUGUGAAGGUCAUUGUAAACUCUUCCAGCUUGUUGAAUGCAUUGAUAAACUGGAUAAAAAGUUUCAUGAUGAAAUUUGGUCAUAUCUCUUGUCCUGUCUAAUUGAAUUAUCCAAUUAUGCUAUAACUAAUCGAUUUGCUACUAGUAAUAAUGCUCCGAGUAAUGAUAAUAUAAAGUUAUAUCCUCAUGAAAUUUGUUUUACACAUGAAAAUAAUGAUUCUAAAAAAUAUUUAUCUGAAGAAAUGUUAAUUCAACAAGAUGAAAAUAUUAACCAAAUCCAGUACUCAUCAACAAUUCUACCAAUGAAAAAUGUUUAUGGAAUAGAACAAUUUUUCAGUUGGCAAUUAGUAUCAGAUGAAUUUUUAUCUGUGAUAAUUGAACAUUGUAGGAAAGAAACUAAUUUAGAGUGUCUGCUGAAUGAAAUGAAGUUAUUAUUAAAAAUAAUUACAGACUAUCCUGUACAUAUUCAAUAUGUUACUAAACAAACGGAACAAGGAUUUAUAUUGGAUUUAUUAAAAAUAAUUCAAUUAAACAUGGUUGGUUAUAAAUCUACUGUGAAUUAUAAUUCAAUCCGUUUGGUAACAUUACGAUGUGAAAUACAAAAUCAUAUUAUGAAAUUUUUAUAUGUUAUAUUUUAUUAUGGAAAACAACAAGGUCAUUUGAUAGGCUUAAUACAUCAGUUUUUCGAAAAUAUACAAUUUACUGAAUGGAUUCCAGAAUUACGCGAUCGUUCACUUUGGGAAUUUAUAAUCAAUUCAUAUUAUCGAAAGAAAUGUCAUUUUGAUUAUUCAAUGAUGGAAACAUUUAGCUCAUGUUUCCCAUCAUCUGAUGAAAAUUCUGAAAAUACUGUGGUGUUAAAUUUUUUGAAAGAUUUUUCAAAUUUUCUUGAAAAUGAUGCCUUAUGUAAAGUAGAAUGCUUCCAGAGUAAUAAUGACAAUAAUAAUAUGAAUAUUUACAGACCCAGUAUUGAUAAUGUUGAACAAGAACCACAUCAACGUAUAUUAUCACACCGAUUGAGUAAUAAUAACAGUACUACUAAUAUUACUAGUAAUGAUCAUAAUAAACAAUCCAGUAUACAACUACUAAUUUCAGUAUGUCGAGUACAACAACUAAUUAAUAGUUUAUUAUUUACCAGAAUGAAAACGCCAUUGCCUCGUACAUCCGAAGAAACCGUUGAAAAAAUGAAACAACUAUGUUCAGCAGUGUAUUUUGAUGAUUUCACAAUUAAUCCAACUGAGCAAUGUAUUGAAGAAGCGUGUAUUAAACUAGGUUUCAAGAUACCGACUGAUCCGUAUGCUGACUUUGAAAAACCACCAGGUACACUUGGAUUUCAAUGUAUUUAUAAUUAUAUAAUGAAAAAUAGAAAUAAAGUUAUUGAUAUGCUUAAUUAUGCUUAUCCAUGUCAAAAACAUUCCUAUCUAACCAAUAACACCACUAAUAAUCAUUGUAAAUUGUAUCAUUUAUCAGAACUCAAUAUAUUAUCUUCUUUGAAUAUGAAUAAUAAUAAUAAUGAUAGUAUUAGUGUGAAUGAAAUUAGUAGUAAGUUGUCACAACAACGUGUUCAACGUCAUUUUUCCACUGUUGAUUCGAAUUCUAUUCAAAAUAUAUUACAUACUACUCAUUUACAUGAUGAUAGUAUACAAAAUCAACGUAAUAAUUUUAUUGGACGACGAUUUACACUGGAUUCAUUAAUAGCAUCAUCUAAUUUAUCACAAUCAUUUAAACCAAUGAACGAGUAUUAUAGUCACAAUAGUUUUUUAUGUAAUUAUUCCAUUUCAUCAUCUUCUUCGACAAUUUCAUCAUUAAUUGAUAAGAAGCCAUUAUUUCCAAUUAUUGAAGCUGCUAAUGCUGUGACAAGUAUGCUAUGUGAAUUGCUUACAACUAAUGAUACAAUUCAUGAACCAAAUAUUAUUGUAGAACAAGAUGACAAGGAUUUUUAUCUUUCAUCGCCGUUAUAUCCAAUUUUACUUAAUAAAUCAAAUAAUAAUACUAAUCAUUAUCAAAGUAACUUAUCAUCAUUUGAAGAUAUAUUCGAUUGUGUUUUUUCAAAAUUUUUCUCUUCAUGGACUCAAAUGAAAGCUGUUCCAGAAGAUUUAAUUGCAAUUUUAUGCGUGGUACGAGAGCAGAUAAAUCGUAUUUUGAAAACUAUUCCUAUUUCACUUGAAGAAUUUGAAAAUUCUCUGAUAAAAUUUAAUCCAUAUGAUGUACCGUCUAUGUGGUCGAAACGGGAAAAUCGUCUACGUGUAGAUAUGUUACAUAAUCACCCAGCACUAAUAGAAUUACGUAACGAUGUAAGGAAACGUCAUCAAGGACAUGUAUAUGAGAAUCGUUUAAAUAUUUUGUCAAAUUCAGCACCUUUAGAAUAUAUUCCAUCAAAAGGAUCGAAGUUAUGUAGUAAAGACAAUCAAUCAUUCACUGUACUCUUGUCACCUGAUCGCAAGUCGCUUCUUAUAAGAGACACAAACCAGAUCAUAAGAGAAAUAUGGCAACUAAACUGCAUUAGUCGAGUAUCUUUGGGUAUAACUGAGAAAGUGAAGAAAAAUCCGGAACGUACAUUACUCUUUCAAGUGGAAUUAUCCGAUAUUCCAAAUCAAGAUGAUCCUAAUGAAUCGACAAGUAAUAAAUCACGUUGUUUUCGAGUUAUUUUAUUAGCCAGAUCAAUAAUUGAAUAUAAUUAUUGGUUAGAUGGAUUAUUUUUAUUAAAUAAAUUAACUAAUCCAAGUGAUUACUACAAUGAAGAUGUGGAACGUUUAACUGAACUAGAUAUGUGUAUACGUCUUUCAAGUUUAGAUUUAAAUCAGUUGCCAAAAAGAGAAAUCUCCAUACCUUCAGAUCCACCACCACCUUUGGACUUUAUUUAAUCUUAUUAUCCUCUUUUUUUUUCUUUCAAUAUUCUUUGUGUAAUUAUCCACCUUGAUUUCAAAUAAUUUUGAAUUGAUAGAUUAUACUGUUCAUUUAUUUCAUUGUUUGAACGUUUAAUAAAUGGAGGUACAUGUAAAUUGAUUACUUAUCCAAUUAUUAAUAGCUGUGUACUAAAUUUAUCUUACUUUAUUUUCAGUUUAUUUUAAGUAGAAACAAGUUGGAUUAUCUAAUUAUAAUUUCUUAAUUAUGUAUAGUGGGGGUUUAAUUGUUCAAGUUUUAAUUCAUAUUGUUUGUUUAAGUUUUCUGGAGACUUGAAAAGAAUCUUUCUGUCUAUUUACUUUAUUAUAAUUCUUUAAAGUUAUUACUAACAGUAUUUUAAUCGAUAUUAUUUCUGAUAUUCACAUACGUUUUGCUUACAAAUCAUCAGUAAUCUUAAAGUAGAUUACUGAAAUCUUGUAAUUUUCAAUAAUAUGGUAAUCAUCAUCAUCAACGUCACCCUGUUUGUACUCUGCAUAAUGCCAUGACUAAUCGCCCUUUUCCUGUUAGAUCUUUAGAUCAUUAUCAUCAACUGGUAUUUACCUUCUAUCUACAUAUAACAUCUUGGAUUGAUUCUUAUCAAUAGUUGAUAAUUAAUAAUCAUGAUACAAAAACAAUCGUUCUGCUACUAUUUUCCCUUUAUUUUUUUCUGCUUGUACACACAAAACGAAAUGUACAGAAAGUGAAAUAAACUUAGCCACAAUUAAUUGUUUCGCUCCAAAAACAAUAACUAUUCUUUGUGUGAAAUC